This is a messenger RNA of Closterium sp. Naga37s-1, 8613 nucleotides long. The record is from the annotation of a GenBank genome assembly. NCBI's taxonomy places the organism in Eukaryota, Viridiplantae, Streptophyta, Zygnematophyceae, Desmidiales, Closteriaceae.
AUGAAAGCAGGGGACAGGAGGGGCACACAGGCAGAAGGGCCAGGGAGCAGGGAGGACGACGAGGAGGAAGGGGGUGGACGAAAGGGGAGGGAGGUGGAGGAGUAUGAGACGGUGUGUGAGGCGCUGAGUAUCGUUCUAGCCAUUGCUCCGCACAGUGUCAACCACCUCAGGCCUUUUUUUGCUGCCCACCCGCCUCCGUUCCUCAGGCUGAUGCUGUGUGACGGGGCCAGUGCUGUGGAUCCGUCUGCUUUGCUGCCUUCCCUCCGCACGUCCCUCCGCCUCCUCCUCACCUCCCUCCCCACCUUCGCUUCCCUCUGGGACUGGUCGCCUCUCUUCCCCCUCCUCCUGCCCACAUCCUCCUCCCCCCAUCAACCCACCCGAUCGGAUGAGACGGAGGAAGAGGCGGGGAGGCGGGGCGAGGAGGAGUGGGAGGAGGUGCGGUGGGUGGCACUGGAGAUAGUGUCUUUGGUGUUGUCGUUCGAUGAGGCCACGCGCACUCGUGUGGGGUCGGCGUUGUGUGCUCUCACCGCCACGCACCGCGCUCACUUCCAUUUCUGCAUAGCCCAUACCUCCUCCCCUGUCCCCCCUUCCACGCCUUUCCAUUGCCUCUUCCUCAAUUCAACCCACACACCCCUCGCCCUCACCUGUCCUCUUCUCUCCCCUCGCCUUUCCAGCUGGCGUCAGCUGGCCACACAUGUGGAGGCGGAGCGGGCGCCCAUGUUCCUGCUCUCGCCUCUCCAAUCCGCCUCACUGCAAGCCACCAUCAGCGAUACCGAUGCCUCUGCCACACCAGGCACGGAUCCCAGCGGUGCCUCUGCUCCCUCCCCGCUUUCACCGCUUCAAGCCCUUGUGCUGACCACCUCGGGUGCUGGUUUCUCCUUUGACGGGGGCGGCGGUGGGGAAUCCCACGCUCCACAAUGCAUUCACCCUCGCCGCACUCCGCCCUCACCCUCCCUCAUCCACCUCUGUCCAACCACCAAGCACCACCCACCUUGGCCAAACCCGUUCUUCCAUCUCACCCACUCUCUCAGAACAGCAUCAUCCUCCUGUCUGGCUUCGCCUUGUGGGAACAGCCAUGGCGCGCAGCAACCUCCAGUCGCCCCCCCGCAUCCUCCCUUAUCCCCGUUCAUCCCACUAUCCUACCCCCGUCUCCCCGUCUUCCCCCCUUCCAUCUCCCUCACACUCUCUCAGAACCGCAUCGUCCUCACCACUAGCUUCUCCACGUCUGGUGGGAACAGCCACGGCGCGCAGCAACCUGCAGUCGCUCGUGCUCUCGCUGUGCCAGCACCAGCCGCUGCUGCUCGCAGGGCCCACAUGGUGCGAGUGCACAUGGACGAUCAGAUGGACGGCAACACACCUUCGAAAAGUCUCAAAAGCUUCCUCUGCCCCGGCUUUCCCCCUCUUUCCCCCUCUUCCCCCCUCUCCCCACUUCCCCAACUCGUCCCGCCCACAGACAUGGUGCGAGUGCACAUGGACGAUCAGAUGGACGGCAAGACACUGCUCGGCUCCUACGUGUGCACGGACGUCCCUGGGGAGUUCGACAAUACCUUUUGGCCGUUCAUCGCCGUCUCUCCUCUCCGUUCUUCGCUCAGAAGAUAUCCAAUUUUGCUUGAGAAAGUCACCUUUGCUAGUCCCACUCUCCUUCCAUUUCAACACCCAUCUUUUGGCUUCCCUUCUCUCCCACUCACUUCCCUCCCUCCUCCUCAACUCCCUCCCCCUACCUUCACGUCCCCCAACCUAGGCACCCCCCUCGUCCCUGUCUCCCAUAUGGGUGGGUGCAUAUGGAGAGCAUCUCCGUUCAAAACCAGCAGCGCGAGGCACCUCAGGGGAACCUUCCAACCUGCCGUCUUCACUGCUGCUGCUGCUGUUGUUGAGGCAGCAGCGCGGGGCCUGUGGGUGCUAUUGGAGAACAUCUCAGGGGCACCGUUCGACCUUCUAUCCUCGCUGCUGCCACUGCUGCAGGACCGCUGCCUGCACCUGCCUGGUCACUCGCAGCCCCUGCAAGCCGCGGACGGCUUUCAAAUCUUUGCCACCAAGGCCGUUGCUGCGUCCUCGUCCUUGCGCUCAUCAGCGGCGUCUGGGGUGGACUCGCUACUGGCGUCUCACUUCCACACAGUGCACAUCCACCCACCACACGCCUCUGAGCUGCCCACCAUUCUCACCUCCUCCUUUCCCUCGCUCUCCGCCCUCAUCCCCACUCUCCUUGACCUGGUUGAAGCCAUAGGGAGGGUAGCAUCCGGCAUGCCUCUCUCCUCCUCCCUCCUCCAGCACCAACAGCACCAACAGCACCAACAGCGCCAACAGCACCAACAGCACCAACAGCACCAACAGCACCUGCAGCAGCUGGCGGCAUCUGUUGCUGACGCUGUCGCGUCAGGAGGAAUAUCCGUCCGAUACAGCCGCCAGGUUUCUCUCAGGGACACCAUGAAGAUUGCUCUCCGUCUGCACUCCCUGCCACUCCCCGCCUCCAUCCCCACUCAGCCCACGCCCACAAUGACCCUCCCACUCACUGUCCGCGAGCGUAUUUACUUUGAGGUGGUGGAUUGCCUGGUGGCGUGUGUUGCGAUUGCAGAGCAGCGCUGUGCGCUCAUGGCACAUCUCGCCCUGCUCUGUGGCCUACCCACUGACUAUGCACUGCAGCUGCACUCGCUGUACCAGCCCACCGUGCAUGUACGUAUGGCUUCCUCCUUGGAGCUUCGAGUGGGCAGGGCUCUCAUUCCUCUGCGCCUGCACCAGGCGAACGACAGCAGCGAGGGGAACAGCAUGGCGUUUGCAGCGACAGGGGCGGUGCUGCGGCUGAUGGAGCGCGUGGCUGUGUGUGUGGGGCAGCGCGAGCCCGUGCUGCUGGUGGGGGAGACGGGCACAGGGAAAACCACCACCGUGCAGCACCUGGCUCGCAUGGCAGGCCGAGGCAUCUCCGUCAUCAACAUGAGUCAGCACAGCGACAGUGCGGACUUCCUGGGGGGUUUCAAGCCCGUGGAGCAGCGUGUGGUGUGCCUGGCACUCUACCACUCCUUCACCUCGCUCUUCUCCAACACCUUCCCCUCCCAGCGCAAUGCGGAGUUCCUGCUGCGGCUCAGUCGACUGGCAGCCAAGGGCAAGUGGCCGCUGCUGCUCUCUGCCUUCCGCUCCACCGCUCUCAAGGUCGCUCACCUGCUCGCCCCCCCAGCGUCCCCUGCUGCUCAUACGGACGCUCGUGCACCUGCCUCCACCGCUGCUCCUUCUCCUGCUGCGGCUGCUGGUACUGCUGCUGCUUCUGGUGCGGACAGUGCUGGUGGUGGUGCUACUGGCAGCGGGAGUGGUGAUGUUGGUGGUGGUUCGGAGUCAGGGAAGCCGGAGCGCAGUGCCAAGAGGACCAAGAGGCUCGAUGGCGAGCUGUGUGCUGGGCACCCGAUGGUGCAGGGGGGUUCUGUAUCAGUAUCACACACCCCUAUCACCCUUCAUCCGCAUCACCGCUUGCACUCCCACCACCCCCUCUCACUCCCUUCACCUCCUCCCUCUCCCCCUCCUCUUUUCCCCUCCUCCCCUCCCCCCUCCCCCGCCCCCUUUCCCCCCCAGCUGGCGCAAGCGUGGGCGCGCUUCUCAACAGACCUAGCGCGGGCAGAGCGGCAGGUAGCAGCAGCAGAAGCCUCAACCGCGUUCAUGUUUGUGGAGGGCGCGCUGGUGCGCGCGCUCAGGGAGGGCCACUGGCUGCUCAUGGACGAAAUCAACCUUCACCUUCUUCCCUCCCUUCCCUUCUUCACUCCCUCCCUUCUUCUCCACCCCUUCUCCCUCCCAUUCCCCUCUCCUUCCCCUCCCGUUCCCUCCCCGUCCCCUCCCUCUCCAUCCCCCCUCUCUCUCCCCCCCUCUCAGCUGGCGCAAGCAUGGGCGCGCUUCUCAACAGACCUUGCACGUGCGGAACGCCAGGUAGCAGCAGCAGAGGCGUCCUUCGCGUUCAUGUUUGUGGAGGGCGCGCUGGUGCGCGCGCUCAGGGAGGGCCACUGGCUGCUCAUGGACGAAAUCAACCUUGCACCACCGGAGACGCUGGAGCGGCUGAGCGGCGUGCUGGAGGGGGAUGCAGGGUCGCUUGCGAUCACCGAGCGAGGGGACAUUGAAGCGGUUCCCCGGCACCCAGACUUUCGUCUGUUUGCAGCAAUGAAUCCAGCCACGGACGUGGGCAAGAGGGACCUGCCACCCGCCAUCCGCUCGCGCUUCACAGAGCUGUUUGUGGACGAGAUCACCAGCCGCCAGGAGCUGGGCAGUAUUGUCUUCAAGUAUCUGGAGGGCCUGCUGCCGUCCCCUCCUGUGGACGACAUAGUUGACUUCUACCUGGCUGCCAGACAGGAGGCCGAGGUGUCGCUGUUUGAUGGGGCGAACCAGCGGCCGCAGUAUACGCUGCGCACGCUGGCGCGCGCACUGGAGUACGUGCGCGUGGCUCUGCCCCUCUACGGCUUCCACCGCUCGCUCUACGACGGCGCCGCCAUGUGCUUCCUCACCCUGCUCGAUUACGUGCGUGUGGCUCUGCCCCUCUACGGCUUCCACCGCUCGCUCUACGACGCCGCCGCCAUGUGCUCCCUCACCCUGCUGGAUGUGAGGACGGGUGGGGGGCUGGGGAUCGGGGGAGUGGAGGGACCGGGGGCAGUGAGGGACUGGGAACGCACCUGUGCGCCCACCAUGGAGGCCUUGAUCCACCGCCACCUCCUCAAGUCUGCGCCGCCGCUAAAAGUCUUACUUAGAGCGCCGCCCAGACCGGGCGGCAAGUACGAGCUGUUUGAGCAGUUCUGGGUGGAACGAGGGCCGGAGAAGGGCGGGGAUGAGGACGAGGAGGAGGGGCAGGGGAGUGAGGGGGGGUCGAGUGCUGGUGCAGGGAAGAAGGGUGAGAAGAUGAAUGGUGGUGCUGGUGGUGCGAGUGGUGCUGCUGGUACUGCUGGUGCUGCUGCUGGUGCUGGUGCAGGGGCGAUGGAGACAGAGAGUGGAGAGGCGGCGGCGGAAGGGAGGGUGAGGGCGGAGGAGUUUGUGUCGACGCCGAGUGUGAGGGCGCACUUGAAGAACUUGGCGCGUGCUGUGCUCGUUCGCAAGUACCCCAUCCUGCUGCAGGGCCCCACAUCCAGUGGCAAGACCAGUCUAGUGGAGUACUUAGCUAAGCGCACGGGCCACCGCUUUGUGCGCAUCAGCAACCACGAGCACACAGACCUGCAGGUAGGUGACAGCGCUCUGCACGAGGAGGGGCACCAGCGGAACGAGGGGCUGGCACCAGCAACGCAGCGAGCGGAGGAGCUGGUGAAGAAAAAGGAGGAGCAGCCACUUUUGUUCAUCUCCUCCUCUCAUGUCCAAUUUGUCCCUUCCUCUCUGCUCCAUUCCUCCACUCCUCUACCUGUCCCCCUCCCUGUUCUCCCACAGGAGUACCUAGGCACAUACAUCACAGACAAGUCUGGCCGCCUCAAGCCGGUGAUUGGUGGUGCUGUAUGUUCACGCUGCCUCUGCUAUCUCCUGCCAAUUUCCUUGCCUUAUCCCCGUUCUCUGCUGUAUAUCUCCCAAUCCCCCCUCCUCCCCCUCCCCCUCCCCCUCCCCCUCCUCCCCCUCCUCCUCCUCCCCCUCCUCUCCCCCCUCCUCCCCCCCCUCCUCCCCCCCUCCUCCCCCCCCUCCUCCCCCUCCCGCUCCCCCUCCUCCCCCCCCUCCUCCUCCCCCUCCUCCCCCCCCUCCUCCCCCCCCUCCUCCUCCUCCUCCUCCCCCUCCGUCUUCCCCCUUACCCCUCUGGCUGCAGGCACCAUCCGACGUGUUGGAGGCACUCAAUCGCCUGCUGGACGACAACCGCCAGCUCUUUGUGCCCGAGCUGCAGGUGAGACAGUGUCGCCGCAUCCGCACUUCAUGCUCUUCGCCACUCAGAACCCUCCAGGCCUCUACGGAGGUCGCAAGGUGCUGUCCCGGGCAUUCCGCAACCGCUUCCUGGAGCUCCAUGUGGAUGACAUUCCGCACAACGAGCUUGCUCUCAUUGUUGAGAGGCGCUGCCUCAUCCCCGCCAGCUAUGCAGCGAAGAUGGUGGAGGUGAUGAAAGACUUGCAGCGGCACCGGCAGUCAUCAGCGGUGUUUGCAGGCAAGCACGGGUUCAUCACGCCAAGAGACCUCUUCCGAUGGGCCAACCGCCAUGCACACGGAUAUGAGGAGCUGGCACGGGACGGCUUCUACCUGCUGGGAGAGAGGCUGAGGGAUGAGCCGGAGAAGGAGCUGGUGGUGCAGACUCUGAGGAAGAGGCUCAAGGCGGAAGUUGACAGUGCCUCGCUGCACCAGGUCGACCCAUCCACGCAGCAGCAGCUGGCUCGCAUGCUGUCAGACGCACACAGGGGCUAUGCCCUUGACAACUCCUCCUCCCCGCCCACACACAUCCCACUGGAUCCACACGUGGAAGCCCUUGCAUCUCUGGGGGGCAGUGUCGUGUGGACGAGAGCCAUGACGCGCCUCUUCAACCUCGUGCUGCGCUGCCUGCGCCACGGGGAGCCGGUGCUGCUGGUGGGGGAGACGGGCGGGGGGAAGACGACCGUGGGGCAGCUCGCAGCAGCGGCGUGCGGGCAGACACUGCGGAUUAUCAACUGCCACCAGCACUCUGACGCCUCUGACUUCAUUGGGGGGUAUCGCCCUACGAGGGACAGAGAGCCUCUGCAGCAGCAGUACGCAGUAACCAUUGGAAAAUUACAGCACCUGCUCUCUGCUCUGCCCACUGGAGAGGCAGCUACCGUGGAGCUCCGAGAGGAAGAAGCAGCAGGAGCAGAGGAAGCAGCAAAGAAGGAAUUGGAUGGAGAAUCAGGGGACGGCAGAUUGGAGGGGGGAUUGAAGGCAGAGCUUCUAGCAGGGCUUGAGGAGCUGUCAGAGGAGAUUGAGCAGGAGCCCAAGACUGCAGCAUCAAUCCGCACAAUGGUUUCGAGACUCAAGGCCAAAAAGCAGGCUGUAACUGAGGCAGGUGCAGCUGCUGCAGUGAAAGCUACAGAAGAAGGCACCACUGCUGCAGCGGCAGUGGCGGCAGCGGAAGCAGAAGCAGGAGGGAGGGUCUCCGCGAAAAAGCAGCGGAAAAAGGCCAUGAAAAAGGCUGAUGAGGCAGAGGCUGCAGCGAUCGCGAAAGCAGCGGCGGCAGCAGCAGUGGAAGCCACGGUAGCUGCAGGAUGGAAUGAUGCAACGCAGCAGACACUGGAGGAGCUAGAGGGGCUGCUGGAGGAAUUGGAGGAGGUGGGGGGGCACUGGAGGGCGCUGUUUGAGUGGGUGGAUGGGCCGCUGGUGCGCGCCAUGCGUUGCGGCGAUGUGGUGAUGCUGGAUGAGAUUUCGCUGGCGGAUGAUAGUGUGCUAGAGAGGCUUAACAGCGUGCUGGAGACCAAGCGGACACUGGUGCUGGCAGAGAAGGGAGGCCCGGAGGCAGAGCACAUAGUGGCACACCCAGACUUCCGCCUCAUAGCCACCAUGAACCCAGGAGGCGACUACGGCAAGAAGGAGCUGUCCCCUGCGCUGCGCAACCGCUUCACUGAGGUGUGGGUGCCGCCCAACAAGGACAUUGACGAUCUCACGGCCAUCGUGGCUGACCGCUUCGCGUCUCCCUACCUAGCGGAUCUUGCAGGCCCCAUGCUCAAAUUUUGGCAGUGGUUUGAAGCCGAGGGCGAUGCAGGCACAGUGCUGUCAGUGCGAGACCUGCUCUCCUGGGCGGCCUUCGUCAACGCCACUGCUCACCUCACUCCACAGCAGCAGCAGCAGCAGGAUGAACCGGACGAGGGGAAACCCGCAGCCAGCGAGGAGGAGAAAAGGCCCGCAGCAGGCAAAGGAGUGCGCAUAGACAAGUGGACGGCGUUUCUCCAUGGGGCUUUCUUGGUGUUUCUGGACGGCGUGGGGAUUGGUCAAGGGCUGCCAGAGGAUGUGGCGCAGACUGUCCGCGCUCGCAGCUUCAACCUGCUGCUGCAGCUGCUGCCACCGGAGGCCAAGGCAGCCGGCGUACAAGUGGGCGUGCAGAGCAAGCUGAUAACAGAAGCACCUCCUUCAGACCCCACUGCUCCAUCCGCUCACGCUGUUCUGAAGCUGAGCCUGACAGACGUGCAGCGAGUGUUUGGCUUCUACCCCUUCUACAUCCCACGGGGCCCGUGUGCCACAGACACUUCGGUGCCGUUUGAGCUGACAGCGCCCACCACCAACGCCAAUGUCGUUCGCCUGCUCAGAGCCAUGCAGAUCCGCAAGCCAGUGCUAUUGGAGGGCAGUCCAGGUGUGGGCAAGACCAGUCUGGUGGCGGCUCUGGCAGCAGCAGCAGGUCACCGCCUCGUGCGAAUCAACCUGUCGGAGCAGACGGACAUGAUGGAUCUGCUGGGGUCAGACCUGCCAGUGGAGGGCGGCAAAGGGGGCGAAUUCCGGUGGGCCGACGGGGUCUUCCUGCAGGCCUUGAAGGCGGGCGACUGGGUGCUGCUAGACGAGCUGAACCUGGCGUCUCAAUCCAUCCUGGAGGGACUCAACAGCUGCCUGGAUCACCGAGCAGACGUCUUUCUGCCCGACCUCAACCGCACCUUCCACUGCCCGCCCUCCUUCCGCAUCUUUGCGGCUCAGAACCCCCUGCAGCAGGGCGGGGGCCGCAAGGGCCUUCCAAAGUCCUUCCUCAAUCGCUUCUCCAAG